AUGUUCGAGGACUUCGACCAAAUCAAAUAUGACGACAUAGAUGAUCACAUAUUUGAUCUCUAUACAGAGAGAGCAUCUGCAGCCGGCGAAAACCUCGGAUUUGUCGAUCGAACAAAAGACACAAUUGACAUUCUCCUACCCAAAUCUCAGACAGAUCUUACAAUUCGACAGUCUAUCUCUUCGUUAUCCUCCACAACAAAUACAUCCAGCACCGGGUUUGUUUGCUGGAAAAGUGCGCUGCUUCUUGCUGACUGGAUCCUUUCUGACGAUUCAUGUCCCUUGAAACAGCUAAUUUGCAGCCAUGUGGUGUUGGAGUUGGGCACAGGAGUGUCGUCGCUAUUAGCAUCUACGCUUGGACCUCUUACGAAACAAUACGUUGCUUCUGAUCAAAAGCACUUGUUAAAGUUGAUGAAGCAUAAUUUCGUGGAAAAUGUCACCACCACCAAGUAUAAAAGCAGCACGGUGGAAGCUCCCAACAACAACCCCGCCCGGCAAAAUGUUUGGCCGUUGAUAGAUUUCAUCGAGCUAGAUUGGGAGUAUCCGGAAUGGGGCAUGGAAGAAUUUGGCCAAUUGACAGGCAGCACCACUGCUGAUGUGAUCAUAGCCUGUGAUACCAUCUACAACUCGUACUUGAUACCGUAUUUUGUCAAAACAGCGAAGCGGAUGAUGGGAGACUGCUCUACCACGAUUGUGUCUCUCCAGCUCAGAGAUGACACUGUCAUGGAACUGUUCCUAAAAGAGUGCCUAGAUUGUGGACUCAAGAUCUGGUCGAUUCCCGAAACGGUUCUAAGUCCCGAACUACGGUCCGGCUUUGUUGUCUACUGUCUACGCGUCAAGCAAUAA
This is a messenger RNA of Australozyma saopauloensis, 843 nucleotides long. Its product is annotated as S-adenosylmethionine-dependent methyltransferase. Bases 1 to 843 code for a protein of 280 amino acids. Lineage: Eukaryota; Fungi; Ascomycota; Pichiomycetes; Serinales; Metschnikowiaceae. The record is from RefSeq and is a predicted model, not a curated record. The transcript has a single exon.